AUGUCCCAUAUUCAUGUCGGCGCCAUGCUUGCCGAGCCGCUCGGAAACGUGUACGCGGUAUUGGAAAUAUGCUGGCGUCUACCAUGGCGUGUAGCAUAUGCAAUAAUAGGCAAAGUUACAUCGUCUCAGGUGCAGCCAGAGCAAACUUCGGUUUGGCUUGCCAUGGCAACGUCGAUAUUUGCACCAUUUCUGGCAUACAACUGGCAUAUGCUGCUUGCACGACCUACAACCAUAGACCCGGCAGCAGCACUCCUAUUUCCCCCGGACGUCAAUGACAAGAAUCCGAAUAAGGACGAAACACAUGGCUUCCACGGUUUCCUCUAUGCCAGUGAACUUUCCCCGGCCUACGGAAAGCCGACGUUGAAGGGCGCAGAUGCUGUUUGGAUACACGCUCAUGGAGGCGGCUUCUACGCCGGGGAAGCUCGUCAAUACCAUCACACAUAUCUACGCUGGACGAAUAAGGCUUACCAAGAACUGGGGUAUGAUCUGAGAAUCCUAGCUGUGGAGUAUCCAUUAUCUACGGUGAAGCCAUAUCCUGGGGCACUUGAAGCCAUGAUGGCAGCGUAUAAGUAUCUGUUGAAUGACGGCAUCGCUCCAUCUCACAUUGUUAUCGCUGGAGAUUCCGCCGGUGGCAAUCUCGCCCUGACAACAUGCUACGAAAUCAUGCAGAGAAAGCUCCCUAUGCCAGGCGCACUUAUAAUGCUGUCGCCAUGGCUCGAUCUGACUCGCUCAACGUCAGGCAACUCCCCCAAUCAGCCAACAGACUGGCUCACAACAUUCGACAGCGAGGAGUGCCGCGUUGGGGCAAUCGAGAUGUACAUGGGCACUACGAUCAAAUCCGCCCAGGACCCAAGGGUCUCUCCUAUGUGA
Messenger RNA from Exophiala xenobiotica, 870 nucleotides. RefSeq lists its product as uncharacterized. The transcript is spliced from 3 exons. The record is from RefSeq and is a predicted model, not a curated record. Bases 1 to 870 code for a protein of 289 amino acids. NCBI's taxonomy places the organism in Eukaryota, Fungi, Ascomycota, Eurotiomycetes, Chaetothyriales, Herpotrichiellaceae. Gene Ontology annotation, molecular function: hydrolase activity.